Molecule: messenger RNA, 2328 nt
Organism: Plutella xylostella (diamondback moth)
Lineage: Eukaryota; Metazoa; Arthropoda; Insecta; Lepidoptera; Plutellidae
Cellular component (GO): nucleus
Molecular function (GO): zinc ion binding
Source: RefSeq, a predicted model, not a curated record
AGUUCUUUCUUCGAUAUUUUUGUUUACAAGUGGUUUUUUUUAAUAAAAAAGAAUUUUUUGCUUUAUUUUUAGUGUGGGAUGAUAAUUGUUUGGUGGUUCAUAGUUCAUCUGCCUUUUACGUUAAGUCAUACACAAAAGACACACUAUUAUACCUGUCCAAUCCAGCGAAAACGGUCAUACUGUGGCCGGCUACAGUAAUCAGAGGCAAAGAAUUUAAAGCUCUUCUAAACAGAAGGUAAUAUGGAAUCAAUAUGCCACGGUCGUGAUACUCACGAUGACUAUAACGACCAUGAUUAUUGUACUGCGGAAUCUUUGGCCACGGGUUUGGAAACAAAUGUGCCACAACCAGAGCUUUCAUAUAACAAGACCAAGAAAAUCGUUUAUGAAGCAUCUUCAAAACCAGUAAAAGUAAGAGUGGAAGACUUUGGGAAAUGUUGCCGUCUUUGUCUUACACAGAACGGGCACAUGAUACCCCUGGCCGGAGCCUGUCUCAAUCUCAUGUUGCAGGAACUCUACAACAUUCAGAUACACAUCGAUGAUGGGUACCCACAGAAUAUUUGCAAAAGAUGCAGCACAAAAGUGAGCUCUGCCCAUUGUUUUUACAAACUGGUGUUCAAAAGUAAACAGGAGCUUACAGAUGUUUUGAUGGCCAGUAAAAUGCUAGUCACAGAUAAAACUAGCCAAGUUAUUGAUGAUGGUAGCCACUGUGAGGAUCCCGGGACUUUGGAAAUGGCUGAGAUGUGUUGUGAUAGUAAUACAAUGCAUAUUUUAUCAGACACUACCAGAAAAGCUAACGAAAUGAUGAUAGAAGGCUGCUUAAAGAAGGAUUUUUCGUCAAAGAACCUUAUGAUAGAAAUGGCUACUCUUCAAAAGAAUUUGCUGGAUUUUCACGAUGAUGAAACGACACAGAACUGUUGUCAAUCAGAUGCUGAAGUAAAUGAAACAAAUGAAGGGUGUCAACAAAAACAUUCUGAAACAAACCUUGAAGACAUAGACAAAGAAGCUAAAGCACAGACAAAACUGAUGAAAACUAAAUGCGAGUUAUGUGGAAAGAUAUACAAGACACUAGACAUGUUGCUUUCUCAUAACGAAAUGGCACAUAAGGAAAAUAAAGUGCACCUAUGCUCGUAUUGUGGCAAAAGAUUCUCGUGGGCGUCGUCGCUGGCACGCCACGCGCGCACGCACACGCGGCGCGGGCUGCACGCGUGCGCGGCGUGCCCCCGGGCCUUCACCACCAGGAGCUACCUGAGGAUCCAUGAAGCAAGUCACACCGACACUCGAUACAAGUGUAAAAUCUGCAGUUACGGUUUCACGCAGAUGUCUAGUUUGCACAAACACAUGCGCCGGCGCCACAGUCACGACCCUGAGCCCGUGUGCGUGUCGUGUAACACACCGUUUGAUAGCAUAGAACUACUGGCUAGUCACUUGAGGGAAACGCAUGGAGAAGAAAUGACUUAUAAGUGCACUUUAUGCGAAGAUGUAUUUACAGAAGCAAAGGACUGCGAUCUGCACAUGAAGUUAGUACAUAAGAAGAAGAAGAAGAAGCACGUUAGACCAUCGCGCCCCGGCCGCACGAGUAUCUCAUCAUAACUUUAAAGAUAAAGAUAAAAUAUUCUUUAUUGCACGCAAACAGAAACAGUUUCAGAAACAUAGGACAGACAAUAUUUCAUUACUAUGAAGUAACUUCAGUGCAGCUUUCAUUCAAGUUUAGAUUACUUCAUUCCUUUAGAAAUGCUUUUUCAUUUGUAAUUAGUAUUAUUUACACUGUGUAAAUAAAAAAAAACAUCCAUUAGGGUGAGAACGAAUAAAUAAAUUGAAUUGAAUAAAUCACUUCAACGCUAAAGCUAUUAUUGUUUGUAUCUUUAGGGUAAAGCACUAAAGAGUAACCUCAAUUGCUUACGUACUACGCUCAUGACCGCAUAUAAUAACAUUUACUGUAUGUUUGAAUAGUCCACUGAGAGACCCACUCUCAUGGAAACAGACUAGUUAGGGAAUCUUACUAAUAUUAUACACGCGAAAGUUUCUUAUUAUGUUUAAAACUACUGAAGAGAUAACAGUUUCAUAGGAACCUGACAACCUGGAUUGACAUAUCUAGGCUAUUUUUUUAUCCCGGAAUUCCCACGGUAAGUGGAGUGGCACAAGUCAGUGGCUAGCCUCUGCUUUUCGUUCUAUAGAUAUACCUUAGAUAUACGCUACAUCAUUUCUAUGCUGCGCUACAAUACUGCUACAGGCGCUACGCCAUGCUACAACGUUGCUUUGCUGCGCUAAAAUAUUGCUACAGGCUAGGGCAUGCAAUACCGGUAUUGCGUAAUACCGGGAUCCCGGACA